ACUACUUCAUUUGAAAAGGAAACGUCCCGCACGGAAGAUAUCGUGGAAACGUUCAGUGAAAAUCCUCGAACGGUUUGCGAUUGAAUUCAGUGUCAAAGUUUCCUCUCCUUCAAGAAAGAAAAAAGUAAACGUAGUCUCGUGGUUCGGUUUUUACGGCCGUGCAGUGAAUAGAAAACGUGAGUGGCUCAACCAAGUAGAAUUUCUGAUCGCGAUCGCUAGACCUUUCACAAACACAAAAUGGUAAAGGAGACAGCAUUCUAUGAUAUACUGGGCGUUUCGCCAGCUGCUACACCAGACGAGCUUAAAAAAGCCUACAGAAAGUUGGCACUCAAAUAUCAUCCUGACAAGAACCCAAAUGAGGGUGAAAAAUUCAAACAGAUUUCUUUGGCUUAUGAAGUCCUAUCCGAUCCAGAAAAGCGACAGAUCUAUGAUGAAGGUGGUGAGGCAGCCAUAAAGAAAGGUGGAGCCGGCGGCGCUGAAUUCACAAGUCCAAUGCAUUUGUUCGAAAUGUUAUUCGGAGAUGCUUUUGGAGGCGGAAGGUUCAACAGGCGUCGUGAGAUGCGUGGCAAAGAUCUUAUCCAUCAAAUGGCUGUCACAUUGGAAGAGUUGUACAAUGGUGCUGUUCGAAAAUUGGCCCUGCAAAAGAGUGUAAUCUGUGAUAAAUGUGACGGACGUGGUGGAAAGAAGGGUGCUGUCGAGAAAUGUCAACAAUGCAGGGGAUCUGGCGUCCAAACAAAAGUGCAAUCGAUUGGUCCAGGCAUCAUGCAGCAAAUUGAGCAAGUUUGCCGUCGUUGCAUGGGUCAGGGUGAAAUUAUAAACGAGAAGGAUCGUUGCAAGAAUUGUAAUGGUCGCAAAACAGUUCGUGAUCGUAAAAUUCUCGAAGUACAUGUUGAAAAGGGUAUGCGUGACGGACAGAAGAUUCAAUUCUCUGGAGAAGGUGACCAAGAACCCGGUCUUCAGCCUGGCGAUAUUAUCAUCGUUCUGGAGGAGAAGGAACAUCCAGUUUUCAUGCGAGCUGGCAAUGAUUUAGUGAUGAAACGUCCCAUUCAACUUGUAGAAGCUCUUUGCGGAUUCCAAAUGGUAAUCAAGACACUGGAUAAUCGUGAUCUCGUUAUUACAUCGCUGCCUGGUGAGGUUAUCAAAAACGAUCAAACUAAGUGUAUAAUGGGCGAAGGUAUGCCCAUGUACAAGAAUCCAUUCGAGAAGGGACGUUUGAUUAUUCAAUUCCAAGUUAUAUUCCCGGAGAGAAUCACCCCCGAAGUUGUUCCCACAUUGGAGCAGUGUUUGCCACCACGACCGAUCGUAGAUAUUCCAAUUGAUGCAGAGGAGUGUGAUUUGGUGGAUCUCGAUCCAGAACAAGAAAGCCGAAGGCGGCAUCGGAAUGCAUAUGAAGAAGAUGACGAUGCCGGCUACCACCAUGGUCCGCGGGUGCAACAGUGUGCAACGAGCUAGAUAGGCACACUACUAUUAGAUGCGUCACUUAAAUUUAAUGUAAUUAUAAUUUACAUCCCCCUGCUUUUCGUAUUCCUUUUCGUAAUUUUCAAAUCAGUUGAUUUUUUUAUUUCUACGUCACACUGUUCGCUGCAUACCUUAUUUAUACUAAUCUACGAGAAAAUUUAUAUGAGCCACUAAAUUCAGCCGAAAUUCAAUUUUCAGAGAAGGAAAACUCACCUUAAAUAGAGUAGUCAAGCCCAUAAUCAAAAUCUCAGCUAAAGUCUUUAUCAAAUUACGCUGCAUCGAGUUCGCCAUAUUGUGCUGACCAAAUAAAUACGCCAAAUCUACCAUUGCUAUUGAAAUUUGAACCUUGUUACUUCAUUUUACAGCAGUUAAGUCGAUUUCCGUUUUGCGAAAUGCUUCCUUUCAACGAAAAAAAGAUAAUUUCAUCUCACAUUUUAUUGUUUCUCAUUAAACUUUCCAUUCCAGUCAAGAUAAGAAGCCUAAAAUAGUUCAAUAUCUUGGACACACUUUAGAAAUGAGAUUACAAAAUGUUAAACUUGAAAUUUUAUGAAUCAAACAAUGCAGUCGAAUUUUCUCGAAAGAAUUGUAAAGCGGCUUUUUCCAAGACAAACAAAUUCUGGUUAGGAAGUUUUCUUUGUGUUCCUAAAGGAAAUUGACAGUUGAUUUUAGAGAAACCUUUGGAAAAAAUACAUAUAUUUUUUAAGAAACUAUCUUCCAUGUAUUUUUCGGUCCGAAUACGCUGCUAAUGUGAACGGUAUUUAGUUAGUAAGUUAUGAGUUUCACAUACAUAUAAAUAACAAUACACGCGAGAAAGUAAUUUUCAAGCUGAAUCAUAGACAAGAACUAUAAAUCAAUAAAAAAUAGUUGUAUUUAAAGUCUCA
Molecule: messenger RNA, 2339 nt
Organism: Hermetia illucens (black soldier fly)
Lineage: Eukaryota; Metazoa; Arthropoda; Insecta; Diptera; Stratiomyidae
Gene: Droj2
Product: dnaJ homolog subfamily A member 1
Exons: 4
Coding region: 238-1452 (404 amino acids)
Biological process (GO): protein refolding; response to heat
Cellular component (GO): cytosol; cytoplasm
Molecular function (GO): ATP binding; Hsp70 protein binding
Source: RefSeq, a predicted model, not a curated record